CCCUACAUACCAUAAUCUCCUUCUCUCUCUCUCUCUCUCUGUUUCUUCACAGACGCGAUUGCGAUCUCUGUCUAGGUGUCUGAUUACUCAAUGGGUUUGACGAGAUCUCUCUAGAAAUUCAACAUCCAAUAUCCAUACACACAAACUCUUUCUCUCUCGCUCUCUCUCUCUCUCUCUCUCUCUCUCUCUCUCUCUCUCUCUGCAGAGGAAUGGAGGAAGAGUUAAAGAAACGAAACACAGAUUGCGUGUACUUCUUGGCCUCUCCUCUCACCUGCAAGAAGGGGGCUGCAUGUGAGUAUCGCCAUAGUGAGAUUGCGAGGCUCAACCCAAGGGAUUGCUGGUACUGGUUGUCUGGGAGCUGUCUUAAUCCAACCUGUGCUUUUCGGCACCCU
This is a messenger RNA of Ilex paraguariensis (yerba mate), 392 nucleotides long. The record is from the annotation of a GenBank genome assembly. Lineage: Eukaryota; Viridiplantae; Streptophyta; Magnoliopsida; Aquifoliales; Aquifoliaceae.